Procambarus clarkii (red swamp crayfish) is the source of this 5533-nucleotide messenger RNA. It is a transcript of the gene mei-9, whose product is annotated as DNA repair endonuclease XPF mei-9. Lineage: Eukaryota; Metazoa; Arthropoda; Malacostraca; Decapoda; Cambaridae. The record is from RefSeq and is a predicted model, not a curated record. Gene Ontology annotation, biological process: double-strand break repair via homologous recombination; nucleotide-excision repair involved in interstrand cross-link repair; resolution of meiotic recombination intermediates. Gene Ontology annotation, cellular component: nucleotide-excision repair factor 1 complex. Gene Ontology annotation, molecular function: single-stranded DNA binding; single-stranded DNA endonuclease activity; damaged DNA binding.
CGUCUGACGCCAUCACCACAACAACCUCACAACAACCUCCGGGCGCAUCCGAUCACACGAUCGUCGUCGCCCCUAACUCAACAACAAUAACCUCCAGAGGGUAUUUAAUCGCCGUUGUUAAUCGAGGAAAAGCUUCUUGCAGGCAACACGUAUCAUAAAAAGAGGAGGAUGUUGUGGUGAUCCCAGAAGUUGUUAUGAGGUUGUGAGAAUUGUUUUUAAAAUGUUGGAAUAUGAGAACCAGAUGUUGCUGGAUCUUUUGCACGAAGAUGGCCUCCUUGUUGCAGCCAAAGGCCUGGGUCUUGAGAGAAUUUUGGAAAGUUUGAUCACUGCUUACAAUGACCCUGGUAAUUUGGUUAUUGUAAUAGGCACCUCUUCACGUGAAGAGGAGUAUUUGUUAUCUCAGUUGGAAGGUAGAGGAGUCACUCCUCUCCCACGUUGUGUUACUGCCGACUGCUCUGUGGGUGAGAGAUCACAAAUUUACCAUCAGGGUGGAGUGCUAUUUGUUACGUCACGAAUAAUGGUGAUGGAUCUGCUGAUGGAACGUGCUCCUAUUGAGCUUAUUACAGGCAUAAUUGUAUGGAAAGCGCACAAGAUUUUGGAGUCUUGCCAAGAAGCAUUCAUCCUCAGAUUGUAUAGACAAAAAAAUAAGACAGGGUUUGUGAAAGCUUUGACAAGUAGCCCACUGUCAUUCACAGCUGGGUUUUGUCAUGUGGAGAGAGUCAUGCGAAAUCUUUUUGUCAAGAAAUUGUAUUUAUGGCCGCGUUUUCACAUGGAUGUUACGGCUUGUCUGGAGAAAUGCAAGCCUGAGGUUGUGGAGCUGCACCUGCAGAUGACACCACCAGUGAAGCAGAUCCAGAUGGCAGUGCUUGAUCUCAUUACUGCAACAGUCCAGGAACUGCGGAGAUCAAAUAGCACAAUUGACACAGAAGAAUUUACACCAGAAAAUGCUAUAUCAAAAUCUUUUGAAAAAAUGCUUCAGGUGCAGUUGGAGCCCAUCUGGCAUCAGCUGUCAAUACGCACCAAACAACUUAUUGCUGACCUUAAAGUUUUACGAACAAUUUUAGUGUAUCUUACACAGUAUGACUGUGUCACUUUCUACAACUUGGUAAAUUCUUUGCGGACAACAGAGAAAGCUAUACAGAGCUCUGGAUGGAUGUUGCUUGGUUCUGCAGAGUCGUUAUUUGUCAAUGCUAAGUUGCGUGUGUUUGGAAAAAUGAAUAGCCCAACUAAAAAUGAUAAAGUGCAAGAUGGAACUACAAGCAAAUCGAAGAGUGAUUUAAUUGAACCAGAUUUGGAAGUAAACCCAAAGUGGUUAGCUUUGUCUGAGGUCUUAGAUGAAAUUCGAAAAAAUGUCUGCGAGAGUAAGAUCUUGGAGAAAUGUUUGGUGGUAACUCAUGAUGAUCGGACAGCCCAACAACUGAAGGAGUAUUUAGUUGAUGGUGCUCAAGUGGUCCUUCGCAGAGUGUUCUACAGCACCAUUGGAGCCAAAAUGGGACUUCAACCACCGGAACAUUUCCUGAAAGAGCUGAACAGAAUUAAAAACAGCAAUAGAGAAAGAGGAAACACACUCACUGGAAAAAGAAAAAAAGAUUUAAGCGAAGUACCUCAGAGAGAAGAAAAAGAUAAGGGAAAGAAAGGUAAAAAGACAAAGAAAACAGAGGAUGAACAAAAGGAGGACAUUACAUUAACACAAAUAACAAGUAAAUAUAAGUUUGUUGGCCAAGAUGAAGAAGAAUGUGAUGAUGACAAAGAGAAAGAGGAAUACAGAUUAAUAUCUAGAAGAUUUUUAUCAUCGCCUCUAAUAAUGGUGCAGUCUGUGCGGGAUACUGGUGAUCCUUUCAUGAUGCCACGAUUAUUAGAAGAGAUUCAACCCAAGUAUGUUGUCAUCUACGACUCUGACUUAACAUUUAUUCGGCAGCUUGAGGUGUGGCAGGCAAAUUAUGGGGAACGUAUACUUGUGUAUUUUCUCGUGUACAAAGGAACUACCGAAGAGCAAGUUUACCUUACCAAUGUCAAGAGAGAAAAGGAUGCUUUUGAGUACCUAAUUAAGGAGAAAUCUUCAAUGGUAAUCCCGGAGUAUAAUGAUGGUAAAACUGAAGAUCAUCCAGACCUUGUACGCGAUCCUCGUAAAGCCAGUGAAAUUAUUGCCCAGGAAGACAAAAAGGACACACGAAAGGGAGGACAGACGAGCAUAGAGGCAACAGAGCCUCAACGGAUUAUUGUUGAUAUGAGAGAAUUCCGGAGUGAACUCCCUGCUUUAAUUCACAAAAGGGGAAUUGAUAUUGAUCCUGUAACCAUAGAGGUUGGUGAUUAUAUCCUGACUCCUGAUGUUUGUGUAGAAAGAAAGUCUCUCAGUGAUUUAAUAGGAUCCUUGAACUCAGGGCGUCUAUAUAAUCAAGCUCAGGCCAUGACCAGAUAUUACAAACAGCCCAUUCUACUUAUUGAAUUCGACCAAAAUAAGCCAUUUCAUUUGCAGGGACGGUACUAUUUGUCAAGUGACGGAUCAUCUUCACCAAAGGACGUUGCUGCAAAAUUACAGUUAUUGACGCUCCAUUUUCCUAACCUGCGAAUCCUGUGGUGUCCUUCUCCGUAUGCUACUGCCGAGAUAUUUGAAAUGCUCAAGACUGGCAAGCCUGAGCCAGUGGUGGCCCAGGCUCAGGCUAUCACUGCUGAAACCAACCCAGAUACUGAUUCCGACAAGUUCAAUCCCCAGAUAAAGGACUUUGUGUCCAAACUACCUGGAGUUACCACAAAGAAUAUCUAUACACUAUUGAACAAGGUGUCAAGUCUGGUGGAGUUGCUGUCGUUAUCUAAGGAGGCUCUGUCAGAUAUACUGGGCAAUAGCCGACAUGCCGAAGCAUUACAUGCUGGUCUUCAUCAAAGCAUGAAGCCUCCAGAACAAGCUCAGGAAUCAAAAAGGGGUGGCAAGUUCACCAAGAAGGGAAUGAGACGUUUCAGAACCUGAGGGAUUUAUUAUUAAGAUUGUAAAAUAUGCUAGUGCUGCCCUGCUGGAUAGUAGAAGAGAGCAAUGUGAUACAGAUGUGCUGUACUGUAGAUAUAGUUGAUUAUUUAACUUGUAUGAAUGUGUUGGAGAACCCAUCAGUGAUCUUAGUGACAAACAGUGCUGGUAUCAACUACUUGCCUUAUGUCCCACCUUAUCUGUUACAAACAGGGUUAUGGCAGUAAUCUUUUAAUUCUUAAACUGAACCAAGAAAAAUGUUCUACCUCCUCCUCCUCCUCCUUUCUUUAGUCGUUGGAUUUUCUUUCCUGCUGUCUGCUAGCUCAACAGUGGGGAUGGUUGUUAUCAUAGGACAUUUAGACUAUUGCAAACUCUGGGAGCGUGAUGUGCACCCGCCACAGGCAAAUAAGUCACCGACUAGCUGGCAUGGUGGCCAAUUAGACAACAAAUUGGACUUAAAGAUAAAAAUGAUGGAUCAAGAUUCUUUACAAGGUGGAAUGCACACUACAGUCCCAAUCACAGUGAAAGGAUGCCCACCACAUCCUUCAGAAGUGUAGUGAACCGCUGGGGACAGAAACUGUAGUUGCAGCAACAGAACAGAAGGCAGAAGAUGAGAAUUUGAUGCCAAAGGGCUCAGUUGGGGGCUGCAGAGGCUGCCGCUGCAAAGCAAGAUCCUACAACACAGCCGCAAUCUUAUAAUUCAUUGCACGAGGACGACUCAGCCUGUACAGAAGUUCUAUGCCAGAAAACAGCACACAUCUUAGGGUAAAAGGACUCCUGAACCCAACAAGCAUAAUGUUUGAGGCAACAAAAGUAACCAUUGAGGGUCCAAGAAGGAAGUACAUAGCAGUGUCAGGAUAGAAGGAGGGCAAGGAAUACUAGCUACCUUGAACAUACACAGUUGAGCAACUAUGCCAGGCAUAGGAAAAAUGUCUUUGCUGAACAAACAUUGAUCCCUGACCCGAGCCACUAGGCAAGGGAAGUCAUAUGCAGCCAGGGGCAUGAACAGUCACUUAAGUGACCCAACCAUAUCCUGAGCUAAAGCACACGGCCUGCCUGCACAGAGGAAAGAGCCAGGUGUGAUAACCUCGCAAGCAAAUAGCUAACUGCUGUACUUUCAAUCUCCGUCAAUAGGCUUUGUAAUGGGGAUCAAACCCAUGCACUACCCGAAAAUGAGAUAACUAGAGGAUUCAACUCAUAGAGGCAAAGGCAUAGACAAAAUGGCUUGCAAAACUAAAAACAAAGAAAAGAGCUACAAGGAGAGGCUAGAGGUGUUAAAUAUGCUAAAGCUAGAAAAUAGAAGAAAAAGAGGCGACAUGAUCACUACAUACAAAAUAGUAACAGAAAUCGACAAAAUUGACAAAGGAAUUCUUGAAACCUGCAACUUCAUGAACAAAAGGUCAUAGAUUCAAUAAAGGGAACAAAGGUUUCAAAAAAAUAUUAGAAUGUUCUCUUUUGUAAACAGAAUAGUAGAUGGUUGGAACAAGUAAAGUGAGAAGACCAUGGAGGUCAAAACCAUCAGUAGUUUCAAAGCAUCAUAUGACAGAGUACUGGGAAGAUGAGACACCACAGGCAUCUCUCUCUUAUUGUAACUACAGUUAAGUAAAUACAAAACACAAAUGUGAAGCAGGAAAUGUAACAGACUCAAAUUUCUGUGAGUGGAACAAAACAUUCCAAGGAUAGCCAAUGGCACUCAUCUGAAAGUGUGAAGCUGAAUGUGGGUCUAGCAGAGAAGUUCGACCCAGGAUACACCAGGCAAAGGAAUGAGUGACCUUGGCUGCCAAGUCGUGACUGAUAGGCAUGUCUUGACUGUAGUGUUUACUCCGCAGCAACGAUUGCUGUCAUUGUUUUCCUGAGUUACCAAUUUCCUUAAACAUGUUGCUUGUUUUGAUGCAUUUAUACUUUCUGGUGACAUUGUUUUCUUUUCAUGUUGGGUUAAUUGUUGAACACUAAACUUCCUCUCACCUCAUAGAUGAGGUGAGGGAUGUCCUGGCUCCUAGUAGGCUGGAGUGGGUCUUAGAGAGGUGUUAUGAUUGUAUAAGUGCUAUAGCUUGGUGAGCUACUUAGGAGGCCCUACAAAAAAAUGGAACAAUUGUGCAGAGUGAAUUUGCAUGAAUCGAACUCAUGAAUUAAAGUUUUAUGGGAAAAAUAGGGAUGUGUUCCACAGGUAUCCAAAUAUCAAGUUAUUGUACAAUACAAAAGUAUUCUCAUCACUUUGUAGCCCCAAAUACAUAUACAGUACUGUACUGGAGUACUCAACAUAUUGUAGUAAUGAAUAAGUACAAAAAUAAUAUUUAAUAUAACUACAAAAAGUUUGCAUCUUUACAAGGAAGAUUUUUGUAUAAUUCGCAUUAUGUAUUUACAUUAUUUUACUUGUAGACAUUAAUAUAUUAGAAGAAAGCAGGGCAGCAGGGAUAUAUGUGUUCCAAGGUAUAUAUACAGUACCAUAUACACAUACAGCUGACACUGCCCUUUCUUGUGUACUCAAGCAGCAUGAACUUUAAACUUUGUAUUUCAUAUGUUUUAUCUAAAUGCUGUGUACAAAUAAUUUUAUAAAUAAAUAAUGUUAAGUGA